Molecule: messenger RNA, 1739 nt
Organism: Alligator mississippiensis (American alligator)
Lineage: Eukaryota; Metazoa; Chordata; Crocodylia; Alligatoridae
Gene: YIPF2
Product: Yip1 domain family member 2
Exons: 9
Coding region: 225-1169 (314 amino acids)
Biological process (GO): vesicle-mediated transport
Cellular component (GO): Golgi apparatus; membrane
Molecular function (GO): small GTPase binding
Source: RefSeq, a predicted model, not a curated record
CCCCCGGGAGUGCGCGCGGCCAGGCCGGAGAAAGGGACACGCAGCACUGGAGCGGGGGGUGCCCGGCUUUGCCAGGACACGUCACUCCUCCCUGUCGUGCUCCCCUUGCACAGCAGGGCCCCGCCUCGGGGUGUCUCAGGAGCUCGCGCCUCAGUUUCCCCCACUCCCCCCCCCGGCCGUAACAAGCCUUCGUCUCCCCCAGGAGCCCGGGGUGCGCUGAUGCUAUGGCGGCCUCCGACCAGCUCCGCUUCCACGAAUUUGAUGAGGCCGCCGACCUGCUGGCUGCAACCCCCGAUGCAACAACCACCAGUGUCAGUGAGCGGCAGAGCCAUGUGGCCCUGGAUGUGGGCUCCAGCUAUGACGAGAACGAGGAGGGCGAUGAGAGCGAUAAGACAGAGCUGCUGAGCGGCCAGAAGCAGCCACCAAGUUUCUGGACCUUCGAGUACUACCAGGCCUUCUUUGAUGUCGACACCUACCAGGUGCUGGACAGGAUCAAGGGAUCGCUGCUUCCACUACCAGGGAAGAACUUUGUGCGGCAUUAUCUACGGAACAACCCUGACCUGUAUGGGCCCUUCUGGAUCUGCACUACGCUGGUGUUCACACUGGCCAUCAGUGGCAACCUGUCCAACUUCCUGGAGAAGCAUGGCAACACCUCCUUCCGCUACAGCCCCCAGUUCCACAAAGUGACCAUUGCAGGCGUUGCCAUCUAUUGCUAUGCGGGGCUGGUGCCGCUGGCCCUGUGGGGCUACCUGCAGUGGCGCAAGGGUGUCUGCCUCAAUGUGGCCUCCUACACCCUCCUGGAGACUGUGUGCGUCUAUGGCUACUCCCUCUCAGUGUACAUCCCUGCCUCGGUGCUGUGGCUCAUUCCAGUCUCCUGGCUGCAGUGGCUGCUGAUCGCCACCGCUAUGACACUCUCCGGGUCUGUGCUAGUUCUCACCUUCUGGCCACUCAUCCGCUUAGACAGCCGGGCUGCCACAUUGGCUGUACUGACCAUUGUCCUCGCCCUCCACGCGCUACUGGCUGUAGGCUGCAAGCUCUACUUCUUCCAGAAGCCAGUAUAUGCUGUCCCUCUCCACUCUGCCUACACUAAGGCUCCAGGGGGGGCACAGCUACUUACAGCCUCUCACCCCCGCCUCAACAGCUCCAUGACUACCCCCCUCCGUUUCUGAAGGAUGGCAGCCAGGGUUUCAAGCAGCAGCUGAGGCACCUGUUAUGGGAACAUGGGACAGACUCUGAGGAGCAGGACCCUGGGGCACGGUGGUCUCUAUGCCAGGGCAUGACAGGUGCAGCCCCCUGGAGACCCUGUACCAGCUUGGAUUCACCCUUGUACUGCUGUUUCAGACUUUGGAGGACCAGCCUCUUCUCUUUGCCUCUAGGGCUGUGUGAAGCCAUCAGCCAGCUCCCCAAACCAGUUCAGAUGGAUGCUCCAUCACACCCGCUGUAGCUCCUUCGACACUGACCAGCCCUGUUGGUAACACAUGGCAGCUGCCUGCUCUCAAUCUCUCCUCCAGGCUAAAGCUCCACUCUGCUUGAGCCCAGCCCGUUCCCAGAAGUCCUGGUUAUUCUCAGCAGCAAGGGUGACUACCCUUGGUCGCAGCAUCCUUGUGGCACUGGGGGGGGCUGAAGUGGACUGUGCCUGCCAUAGGGCAUCCGUGGGAAGCAGGCAGCAGGUCUCAGGUUUCUCAGUGAACAAUUUUUAUAUGCACAAGUUGCUGGAAUAAACAGCAAGACUGCUCCCA